Messenger RNA from Aureobasidium melanogenum CBS 110374, 705 nucleotides. RefSeq lists its product as uncharacterized. Bases 1 to 705 code for a protein of 234 amino acids. NCBI's taxonomy places the organism in Eukaryota, Fungi, Ascomycota, Dothideomycetes, Dothideales, Saccotheciaceae. The record is from RefSeq and is a predicted model, not a curated record. The transcript is spliced from 3 exons.
AUGUGUCGCAUCCAAUCAGACACCCCGGUUCAGAUUGGUAGAGAACAUCUCUGGUCGGAUGGACCAACUCUGCCUAGCACGUACCAGCGGAGAUGCUGCUUGAUCGUCAUUGAAUAUGGGUGGCUUGCCGUAGCGUUGACCCGAGCUGAGUCCACAACUCCAUCAGUCACCUUCAGUCGCCGUUUCGUAGUUUCAGAACACGGACAACUGGACAGUGGACGUGUCGUAUUGCUUUUGGGAAGCGCUGCACCGGAUCACGACCAUGCGAGUCGACAUGUCAGGCUGGUAGCGCGAGAUGAUUCGUCGCAAGACAUGCAGGUAGCCGAAGACCAACAUGCUGUCAACGUCGCAUUGCUCAAACAUGCAACCGCUGAUAGGAUGGGCAUCCGCGAGACUAGGGAGAUGCUCCGUCCAGUCAGCAAACGAGCGGCUUCACACCCCUUCUGGGGUCGCUCUGACAGACGUUUUUCAUUCUCACAAGAACCGCCGAUGCUAGCUCCGAACCACUCCCGCUCGACUGGCAUAAUUCUAAUUCAAUUAAAGACAUCUGUGCCUGCUGUCAAAUCGACCGUUUUUCUGGACUGUGUCUCUGACCUCUGUCCCUUGAUUUGCAAGUCUCGCCGAGGCCAAGCACGUCCGAUCGUCACCGGCUCUCGCGUCUUCCUUGAGCAGAAGCGUCGUUGCGCUGCUUUCCCCUCUUGCUAA